Belonocnema kinseyi is the source of this 1958-nucleotide messenger RNA. RefSeq names its product KICSTOR complex protein ITFG2-like. Gene Ontology annotation, biological process: regulation of TOR signaling. Gene Ontology annotation, cellular component: KICSTOR complex. The record is from RefSeq and is a predicted model, not a curated record. The transcript has 6 exons. Bases 29 to 1882 code for a protein of 617 amino acids. NCBI's taxonomy places the organism in Eukaryota, Metazoa, Arthropoda, Insecta, Hymenoptera, Cynipidae.
UCCAGUAGCAGCUUAAGUUUAUGUCAAAAUGAGAGCUGUAUGUUUUGUUAAAAGACUUAACUGGGAACUACCUGGUACCGUUUUUAGGCAUGGCUUGACAUUUGGAGACGUUGAUAAUGAUGGAGAUAAUGAAUUAGUCGUUGGAACGGCUGAAGGUGAUCUCUUCAUUUUUAAAGGUCCUGAAUUAUGGCAGAAGAUAUCAGGUCUUGGAUUGAUAUCUUGCGUAACGGUAGGUGAUGUUUUCAACUAUGGACGAAAUGCUCUUGUUAUUAUUUGCGGGGACGGUUGGGCCCACAUAUACUACAGUCCUCGAUCAGUGAACCUUGGAAUCAUUACUACUAUUCCGAAAGCUUCAUUACAAAAGAACACUAACAUGGGUUUGAAAACAGAUGAUGAUAUACCUAGUGGACAUGCUGAAUCAAUAAAUCCAACUAUUGUAGGCCAAAAGGAAAACUCCAAGGAAAUAAUCGAAUUGCAUGGGAAAAUGGAAUGUGUACAUGUACAGAGAAUUCCUACGAAUACCAAAGUUGUUCUCGUAACCGAUAUUGAUAAAGAUGGGCUGAAUGAAAUGAUAAUAGGCCUAACUGAUCGGGUAGUUAGAUCUUACAGAUGGUCGAGUAAUGCUGAUUUAGGAUCUGGCAAACUCGUAGGACUAAAUAAAUGGGAAUGUGCUAACCAAAUUGGCACAGUUACAAUGCAGCAUGCUGGAGAUGGUACUCCUACAUUAUUAGUUGCCCAACCAGGCGGAACAUUUAUGCGCAUCAUGUGUAAUCCGGAUGACUGCCAUUUGGAGGAUGGAUCUUCUGACACAAGUAGUGAAGCUGCAGCAAGUUGUGUGGAUUAUCAAACCCUUUGCAUAUCUCGAAUGCGCAAUGCAAAUAUUUCUACGGAAAUAUUAGGAAAUCUAGAACCGGGACUAAGCAACUUUAUAUCUAAAAUAGAAAGCAGGAUAAACGAUAAUACAUCCAACGAAUUACCCGAAGAACAAUUAUGCUUAGUAAAUAGAAAAUUAAAUUCAAAAAGCUUCAAGUCUGCAUCCUUAGAGUUUCUGGGGAAAAAUGAUAUAAAAUCAAAUAAAAGGAAAUGCAGUUCAGAUUCAAAUCAAUGUUUUGAAAAGGAAAUAUUUGUACUAAAGGGUGAUUUACGGAAUUUGUGUUGCAAAGAAAAAACUCAAGAAAUUGAUCAAGUUGAUGGAAAUCUUGCUGGAGGAAAUAUUAUACUUGGAGAAUAUGGAACAAUAGCAAAUAAAAAGUCAUUGCUUCCAUCGUACGACGAUUUUACAAACUUUUCCCAUAACAAUCACGAUAGUGAACAUAUUCAGAACGUGCGUGAUGAGGUCCAAAAACGGGAUUACUCUGAGCAUAACAAACGCGAGGGAAGUAUUUUGAACAAUAAACCGUAUGCCCUUGCUACACUAGAUGGUACAAUAAUGCUAGUGAAAGACGAGAUGAUUUUAUGGUCGAUGCAAGUCGAUCAUCAUAUUUUUGCAUUGUACCGUUUAGACGUUACAAGAGAUGGUGCUGAUGAAAUAAUUGCUUGCACUUGGGACGGGCAAACCUAUAUACUUGACCAACAAAGAAAUAGUGUGCGUUUUCAGUUUGAGGAACCGGUUAGAGCUUUUUGUUCGGGAAUGUACAGUGUCACUUCUGGAAUGUCUACACCUUCCCUUGUGUACAAUACAUUCAAUAAUAAGAUUUUUCUUUAUCAUGAUGUCAUUCUUCCGAGCAUGGUAUUACAAGUCCUGAAUCCUUUCGCACAGCUUGCGCCAAACGAAAAGGUUUAUUUGGAGAACGUGUUGACUAAUAUAGACGAUACAGAUGAGGAAGAAAAGAUUAGACGAAUAACCAGGUGGUUUUUGUACGGAUUUGAUCAAGUGAUAUAAGAUUUCGUACUGAAAAAAUGUAAUCGUGGAUGAAUGUUUGAAUUAAAUCUAUCACGUUUUAAAGACGUACAAUAAA